This is a messenger RNA of Haliotis rufescens (red abalone), 1467 nucleotides long. Its product is annotated as serine/threonine-protein phosphatase 6 regulatory ankyrin repeat subunit B-like. Bases 1 to 1467 code for a protein of 488 amino acids. The transcript is spliced from 2 exons. Lineage: Eukaryota; Metazoa; Mollusca; Gastropoda; Lepetellida; Haliotidae. Gene Ontology annotation, molecular function: protein binding. The record is from RefSeq and is a predicted model, not a curated record.
AUGGGGGCUACUCAACGUCAGAUAGCCAGAACCUUCAACUGCUCCCAGACCACCAUCAGCAAGUUGAUAAUCCGCUACCAACAGACAGGACAGACUCAAGACCGGGCAAGAUCGGGAAGACCGAAAGUGAAAACAUCGGCCGAGGACCUACCGAACCUUCCGUGGAAUGGCCUUGAACCGUCUACACCGUCAACGCAGUCUGCAAUGGGCACGAACUAUGAAAAACAUAACUACUCGGAGAGUUCUCCACACGAUAAGAAAAACAUUUCAGAAACCAAGCCACUUCACAAAGCAUGUCUGGAAGGGGAUCUUGGUCAAGUGAAGCGCAUCUUGUCAAAGGGUCAGGUGGAUAUCAAUAGUAGAGGAAAGGAACACGGCAGGACACCUCUCAUGAUAGCGGCCCAUGGGGGAUAUAGAGAAAUCUUUGACUUUCUAAAAGGUGAAGGAGCUAAUAUAUCACAAAUGGAUGAUGACCGUAAUAACAUCCUACACUUGACCUGCCGCAGUGGAAAGGUGGAGAUGGCAAGGUAUAUCAUGUCACAGAACAUUAUUGAUGUUAACAGUAGAGGCAAAAGUGGGAGGACAUCAGUGAUGAUUGCGGCAUUGUGGGGGCAUAAACAAGUGUUUUACCUACUUAUCAGUAAAGGAGCAAACGUGUCGCUUGUCGAUCAGAACAGUGACAACAUUCUUCAUGUUGCCACUAUUGGGGGACAUGUGAACAUAAUGAAGUUUGUUCUCUCGAAGGAAAUUGCUGACAUUGAUAGUAGAGGGAAGUUCGGAAGAACCCCACUGAUGAGAGCGGCAUAUUAUGGCCACAUAGAUGCGUUUGACUUUCUAGUGUGUAUGCAAGGUAAUGUAUCACUAUUGGAUGAUGGCAAUUGCAGCCUUCUUCACGUAGCAAUUACUGGAGGUCAUGUGCAGAUGGUUGAGUAUCUUCUGUCACAGAACUUUGAAGAUAUGAACACUAGAUGGGCGUAUGGGCGGACGUCGUUGAUGAGUGCGGCGUUUUAUGGACACAGAGAAAUUUUUGAUCUACUUGUUAGUAAAGGCAGUGAUGUUUCUCAUGUGGACGAUAAUGGUGACAACAUCCUUCAUCGGGCCUGUAUCGGGGGAUAUGUGAAGAUGGUGCGUUAUCUUCUAUCACAGGAAAUAGUAGAUAUCAACAGUAGAGGAAGGUUUGGGCGGACGUCAUUGCUGAUUGCGGCAUAUUUUGGACAUAGGGAAGUGCUGAACCUACUUUUGAAUGAAGGCGGUGAUGCUUCCCUGGUUGAUUCUGCAGGUGACACCAUCCUCCAUCUGAGCUCUCUUAAGGGACAUUUAAAGAUUGUAAAGUAUGUCUUGUCUCAUGACAUUGUGGACAUAAACAACAGGAACAAUAAGAAGAAUACGGCUGCCAUGAUAGCAAAGCAAAAAGGGUAUCAUGCCAUUUAUGACCUUCUUGUGGCGCGAGGCAGUAAGGCAAAUUAA